UUUCAAAGUGCCAAAAUUAAUGUGUUCAUUGUGUGGUCUUUGGUGCAGUCAGCUGCUCAGGGAGGCAAGGCGGCCAGUCACGCGUCAGGGGCACGGACAUCCCUGGAUCUUGCAUUGGACCUGCAGGCAUCGCAGACGCGGCUGCAGCUGCUGCAGCAGGACUUGGCCCGCCUCAGGGAGAUGAAGAGACGCCUCGAGGACACGAAAGCGAGAGGUGAGACUGAGAUACCUUCCUGGUUGGCCGAUGAUGAACGGUUGCGACAAGUACUGGCAGCAGCAGACCGCCAGGCCUCAAAGCAGACAGUGGAGGAGAAGAAGACAGAAAAGUUGCUCAAGAAAACUUCUCGGGAGAUAUACAGGUUGCGCAAAAGUCGCAAGAAACAACCUGACAUGUCGUUUUUCAAAGAAAAAAUGGCCUUCUUCACGCGGGCCCAGUCCACCGUCCCGGUGCUUCCUCCCGAGGCCGACAUCGCCGAGGAGGAAGGGGCGUGCACUCCGGGAAUGCCAACCGCUGCGUCCACCCCACAGCGCUACGAGUACACCGUAGAUCCCGUGUUGGGCGUGCAGGUGUGACGCCAAGACACCCAAGUGCCUCGAGUCUAUAAAGGCGACACACCGCCACGCUACACGCUGAAACAUCUAUCAAAGUACGGCCUCGCAUGAGGAGCAAGUCUCUCACGGGGCCAGCCAGCCAUCGGCCGACCACCAGAGCCGAGCGCCUGAAACCCGAGCGUCCCUUCGGAGCUUGUGUACGUACCUGAGACCACCUCAAACACCGUAGCCGCCGCGCCGACCAUGGCUGCCACUCUAUGCCCGAGCCAAGGUCAAGCCGUAGCCAGGCGGUGCCCAGCCUGCGCCCCGGUGUAACGGUUUCGGUCACGGACACUUACGAAGCACUGCUGCCCACCAACACACGUCUUACCUCUUUGCCGCAGAAGUGCCUUACAGUUCUGUGCCUACUGUAAAUUAUUUGGAUACAUUUUUUUUUUUCUUGUGAUAAAGUACAAAAAGGGAUUGAUGCUGUUGGCCUUACGAUGUACAGGAAGGAGCUAUGUGUAACAUCACCACUAUUUUGGACUGUUUUUACAUUGCUCCAUUCGGCCUCCCGCACCAAGACAUCUGUGCCUGGGGAAACAACACCCUCUACUUUUUGGACAAUAAAGGUAGAAUGCUGUCG
Rhipicephalus sanguineus (brown dog tick) is the source of this 1177-nucleotide messenger RNA. RefSeq names its product protein WWC3 (gene kibra). The annotation marks the transcript as partial. NCBI's taxonomy places the organism in Eukaryota, Metazoa, Arthropoda, Arachnida, Ixodida, Ixodidae. The record is from RefSeq and is a predicted model, not a curated record. The transcript is spliced from 4 exons.